AGAAUCACCGAAAUUUUGGUGAUCGUUCGUCAAGAGGAACGAAAGGCGAAAUAUUCCCUAUCCGGAGGGCACUUCCUGGCUUGCUUGUCUUCGCUCGCCUGUUUUCCUCCUCGAACUAUUCUACGACUAUACGUUUCCAAUUAUCUUUUAUUUCCUCGAUUCCUCUCCGAAAUGACUACCGAGGCCACUUCCCUGGCUCCGGCCACCACCACCGAGACCAUCACCAAGGUUUCCAGGCCAGAUGAGGAGGCCUACAAGAAGGAGUUGGCAAAGCUCCAGAAAGAGCAUGAUGACGCUCUUAGCCGAUUCAAUGCUGCCAAGGCUAAACUCGACAGCGCCCUGCCCAAGCAAGGGCAAGAGAGCCCCUUGAUCACACGGAAGAAGGCAUUGCUGGCCCAGGCCGACGAAAUCCGCACGAAGCAGGGCUUUGGAAAGACGGCCCGGUCCGGAAAGAUGGACCAAAUAAAGUCCCUCGACGAGCAGCUCCGUCGCCGGAUCACCGAGCAGAACGCGGCCCGUUCCAAGGUAGCGUUUAAGAGCGUGGGGGAGAUAGAUGCCAAGAUCCAGGAGCUCGAGCGGGACGUCGAGAGCGGCAAGAUGAAGCUGGUCGACGAGAAGAAGGCCCUGGCCGAGGUUAGCAACCUGCGGAAACUCCGCAAGAACUUCUCGACCUUCGACAACGAUCAAAAGGCCAUCGAUGAUCUCAAGGCCAAGAUCAAGGAGAUCAAGGACAGCAUGGAGAACCCGGAAGCCAAGGCACUUAGCGAGGAGUAUGGCAAGGUCCAAGCAGAGCUGACCUCCAUUAAGACCGAGUUGGAUUCGGUCUUUGGCAACCUGACUUCUCUGCGCAACGAGAAGUCCGAACUCCACGGCGCGCAGCAGGCCACCUGGACCGCGCUCAAGAAGCUCAAGGAUGACUACCACACCCAGCGCAAGGCCGCCAUGAAGUGGGAGCGCGAGGUGAGGGAAAAGCGCAGGGAGCGCGAGCAGGGAGAGCGCGACCGGAUCGCGAAGGAGCGCAAGAUGGCUCGGGCCCAGGAGAUGCUGGCCGAGGCCAGCGACCCAGCUUUCGCCGAGCAGAUCCGCCGCGCCGACAACCUGGUGCGCUUCUUCGACCCGUCGCACGCCGUCGAAGAGAAGGCGCCCCUCCUCGCCGACAAGGGCCUUGGCGCGUCCGCCCAGCGCAAGGUCGACGCCUCCGGCUUCGAGGGCAUGAAGCUCGUGCGCAAGGAGGACCGGGAGGAGGACUACCUCCCCGCCGCCAAGAAGGGCAAGAAGGGUAAGAAGAGCCAAGCCUCUGAGACGCCCGCCUCGAAGUUCAGCUGCCCUCCGUCAGUGAUCGAGGACUGCACCUUCGUGGGCGUCAACCCGCCCAUGAGCGCCGCCGAAGUGCCCGAGGUCAUCGAGAAGGUCAAGGGCAAGAUUGCGCAGUGGAAGGCGGACCAGCCGGUUCAGACACAAAAGAACAUCGACAAGGCCAAGAAGGAAAUCGAGCGCCUCGAAGCCGAGGAGGCGGCCGCCAACUCGGGCUCCAACACCCCCGGCAAGCAGGCGGACGGCCAGAAGGGCGACGCCGACCAGACCGUCGCCGAGGCCGCCGAGAAGGUCGCCGAGGUCUCGCUCACCGAGGCGAGCGAGGCGCCCAAGGAGGUCGAGGCCACCGCUUAGACCCCAGAGCGGCAGGUGAACACCGGCGGGCCACGCAGCGCGUCGGCGGGCUUCUCGCCAACAACCACACGCCCUUUGCGGGGUGGCGAUUGGGUUCGCGUGUGAGCGGGCGGGGCUAUAUCCACCGGCUUUUUAUAGCAUCCGUUCUUAAUGUUAUUGCUCCUCUUUUCUUCCAACGGGGAUUCCUCAUUAUUCACCUCGCUUUCUCGAGGGAUGGGGAUUUAGACGGUGGCCGUUCUGUUGUUGUCUUGCUCGGUUUUCGUCGUCUCGACAUCGCCCGGCUCUUCUUGUAUCUACCUUGUGGGGUCUGACGGCGAGGACUGGACGGAAAACGGUGGGAAUCUGGGGGAUUGGGCGUAUAUAUCUCCAAUACCACCCUUUCAUCCCAAAAAUUGCCCCCACGG
Molecule: messenger RNA, 2072 nt
Organism: Chaetomium fimeti
Lineage: Eukaryota; Fungi; Ascomycota; Sordariomycetes; Sordariales; Chaetomiaceae
Exons: 3
Coding region: 172-1668 (498 amino acids)
Biological process (GO): intracellular mRNA localization
Cellular component (GO): endoplasmic reticulum; nuclear outer membrane-endoplasmic reticulum membrane network; ribonucleoprotein complex
Molecular function (GO): mRNA binding
Source: RefSeq, a predicted model, not a curated record